Neurospora tetrasperma FGSC 2508 is the source of this 2052-nucleotide messenger RNA. RefSeq lists its product as uncharacterized. Gene Ontology annotation, biological process: actin filament organization. Bases 1 to 2052 code for a protein of 683 amino acids. The record is from RefSeq and is a predicted model, not a curated record. Lineage: Eukaryota; Fungi; Ascomycota; Sordariomycetes; Sordariales; Sordariaceae. Gene Ontology annotation, molecular function: actin filament binding. The transcript has 8 exons.
AUGCGCCGAAGCCAAGCCGAUCAGGGACGGGUCCACGCCGACGGGACCUGCCCGGGACUCAGCCGCGCCAGCCCAGGAUGGCCUAGUGUAGUCAGUUUAGCGGGCAGUCAACCACCUCAACAGUCGCUGCACCACAGGCAGGGCCAAGUAUCGGUCAAGUACCCGCCUCUGUCUGGUACUAACCUCCUGCUAGCAGCUUACUGCCCUAAUCCCUCCCGAUGUCCGGCCGUUUCGUCAGAGCGUCGAAGUAUCCCGCGACUGCUAGGACACGUCUUCGGCAAGCCCACGCGCAAGGAGUUCUGCUAUGACAACCUCCGCAUCAGCCACAAUGCCUGGGACACCAACCUCAUAAAGGCCAACCCCGAGUACUUGGCCGUCAACUGGGAGUCGAGCGGUGGUGGCGCCUUCGCCGUCAUCCCCCUCAACGAGCGCGGCAAGCUUCCCGACCAAAUACCGCUGUUCCGUGGCCACACCGCCGCCGUCCUCGACACUGACUGGAACCCCUUCAACGACCGCUUGAUCGCCUCUGCCUCCGACGAUGGAAAGGUGUUUGUCUGGCAGGUUCCCGAGAACUUCACCCUCUAUACAGACGCCGAAGAGCCAGCCGAUGUCUCACCCCUCAGCAAGCUCUCUGGCCACACGAGAAAGGUCGGCCAUGUCCUCUUCAACCCCGCCGCCGAAAACAUUCUCGCCUCGUCCUCCGGCGACUUGACGGUCAAGUUCUGGGACGUCGAGACCGGCCAAGCCCCCAUCACCAUCAAGCACCCCGACAUUGUGCAGUCUUUGUCGUGGAGCGCCAACGGCACCAUGCUUGUCACCACCUCUCGCGACAAGAAGCUGCGCGUGUGGGAUGUGCGCCAGCAGUCUGCAGUCCACGAAUACCAGGGCCACGAGGGCGCCAAGAACAGUCGCGCUGUAUGGCUUGGUGAACACAACCGUAUCGCUACCACUGGUUUCUCCAGGAUGAGUGACCGUCAGGUUGCCCUGUGGGAGCCUGGCAGGAAGGACCCCAUCGGUGGUUUCACCUCGCUCGACUCCAUCUCUGGUGUCUGCAUGCCUUUCUGGGAUGACGGCUCUAACUGCCUGUACCUUGCUGGCAAGGGUGAUGGCAACAUUCGUUAUUUCGAGUACGAGAACGACAAGUUGGAGUUCCUGGCCGAGUACAAGUCUGGUGACCCCCAGAGAGGUAUUGCUUUUGUGCCUCGCCGUGGUGUCAACGUCCACGAGAACGAAAUCAUGAGGGCAUACAAGACCGUCAACGAUCAGUACAUCGAGCCCAUCUCCUUCACCGUGCCCCGUCGUGCCGAGACCUUCCAGUCCGACAUCUACCCCCCUGCGACCGGCCUCAAGCCCGCCGUGUCCGCCCAGGAGUGGUUUGACGGCAAGGACGGCAUCCCGGCCAAGAUCGACAUGGAGAGCAUCUACGAGGGUACCGCACCCAGGGAAGUUCCGGCCGAUUACAAGCCUCCCACUGCUGUCUCGUCUCCUAUCCAGCCCCCCGUGUCCAAGAUGGAAUCCACGCCCCCACCCGCUACUCGUGUGCCCACGUCGACCGUGGCGGACCAGAAGGCCUCCAUGUCCGCUAUUGCAAACAAGUUCCAGGAUAACGAGGACGCCGAGCCAAGUGAGGGCGAGUCCUCUCCCUUCGAGGAGGUUUCGCGCCCCGCUGCUAGAGCCGCCGCCCCGGUUUCUGUGCGAACAUCCCUUCCUCCCGCUUCCGCCGGCAAGACACCUUCCCCGACGACGUACCAGACCCCAGUCCAGAAGCUUGCCUCGCCAGUCAGGACCACCGCAGCCGCCCCUGCGCCGGCUCCUGCCGCUUCCCCUUCCUCGGGAAACGUCGAGGCCUCUCUUUCCCAGAUCACGCAGCUUCUUGAGCAGCAGAGCAGGAUUAUUGGUGCACAGAGCGACAAGAUCCAGGCCCAGAGUCAGAUCAUCAGCCAUCUUGCCACCGAAGUCGAGACCCUCAAGAAGAGGGUCGGACCCGGGCCGCAGGAUCAGAGCGAGAGAAUCAGACAGUUGGAGCUGGAGCUCGAGGCUGCUAGGUCGUAG